This is a messenger RNA of Paramecium tetraurelia, 255 nucleotides long. RefSeq lists its product as uncharacterized. NCBI's taxonomy places the organism in Eukaryota, Ciliophora, Oligohymenophorea, Peniculida, Parameciidae. The record is from RefSeq and is a predicted model, not a curated record. The transcript has 2 exons.
AUGAAGAAAUUUAUAUUCAUUGGAGCACUCCUCCUUCUGCUUUAAAUAACUUAAGUGAAUGCAAAUUGCAUGCAAUUGGCCUAAGAUUUCAAAUGCACAUACAUGCAUUUAUAAUGCACAGAUAAUCUAAACGGUGAAUGCUCUUGCGAAGAUGGUUCCACAUGUAGAUGGUAGGAUGGAAUUGGAGAUGAUAAUUGUCCAUGUGGAGGCGCUAAACCUAAAAGAAGAAGAAGAAAAAUACAUGAUGGUCUCUGA